AUGAACCCGCCCGCCAUUGGCCUCGAUCCGGCGGAGUUGUCGACCAGCAACGCUGCAGCAAACUUUCCAAGGCCUAAUUCCGUCAACUACGUCGCCUGCGGCCAGCCGCAAAGAUCCUACGUUAACGACGAAACCAUUUCCAACACCUUGGCGAAUUCCCAUACCCUCCCAGCUCAAAGCGACAGUCCCCAACUUGACUAUAGGCAACCCAAGUUCACCGAGGAAUGGGAUGCAAGUAUGAGGGGUGGCUCGAUCGCGGACGGUCCCACUGCGCAAAAUAGCUACAAUCAACAGCAGAGCCCGGGUGUUGCCAUGCAGCGCACCAGCCUCGCCUCCUCACGGGCCGAGGCUACGACCGGCGAUGGCACCGGUGCCUACCCCGUGAACUUGUCGAGAGGAAAUACACUUAAGAAAAAGAGUUCGUUGCGGAGGAGUGGGAGCCUCAGGCGCAGCGGCAGCCGUAGGAGCAUGAAGGCGGGUAGUGUCCGGAGCCUUGCCUUGCAGAGCUCUCACGAGUCGGAUGAGGUUCACAGCGCGUUCUACUGCCCCGUUCCAACCUCUGGUAGCCCGACAGACAUCCUGGCCAACAGGUUUCAGGCUUGGCGGAAGACGCUUAAGGAUCUCAUCGCAUAUUUUAGGGAGAUACAGUCGCAUUACGAGCAUCGCUCCAAGUCCCUGCUUAGGCUCGCUAACGUUAUCAAUAAUACAUCUACACCCGCUGGCUUCCUUGCAUCCGGCGGGCUGGAUGAUGCGCUCCAGACACUACGAAAGUACCACAAAGAUGCAAUCCUCGAAGCGAACAAAGCUCGGGAGAUCGAAGAAGACGUCAUUCUAGCCCUCACCGGCUUGAGGAGCGAUUUAAACCAGAAGAUCAAGGAGAUAAGGAGCUUAUCCAGUGAUUUCAAGAACUCGGUCGAGAAAGAGAUGGAUGGCACCAAGAGAGCCGUAAACGCACUCCAGGAGGUUCUCGGACAGAGCGAGCUAGAUUCCUCACUGGCCACCGGCAAGCAGGACCCUUACCUAUUGCGGCUUGCGGUCGAUCGACAGGUGGAGAGACAGCUGGACGAGGAGAACUAUUUGCACCAGGCAUAUUUGAAUCUCGAGUCAUCGGGUAGAGAGCUCGAGUCUAUCGUCGUCGGCGAGAUCCAAAAGUCUUACAAUGCCUACCUCGGUAUAAUCAAGCGAGAGGCAGAUGCAGCCUACAAUACGAUUGACGAGCUCCGCGCCGGACCCAUUGCGAUGCCUAGUGAUCACGAAUGGGCCAGUUUCAUCCUGAGAGACUCCCAAUUUGUCGAUCCCGAAAUACCAAUGCGAUCCGCCGAACACAUUCACUACCCGGGACGAGACCAUUUCGCCUGUCAGGAGAUUCGCGCAGGCUUACUCGAGCGUAAGAGCAAGUACCUGAAAAGUUACACGGCCGGAUGGUACGUACUAUCGCCGACUCAUUUGCAUGAAUUCAAGUCCGCGGACAAGACCCAAUCUCCUAUCAUGUCCCUAUAUCUACCGGAACAGAAACUCGGCUCUCACUCGGUCGAGGGAGGCUCCUCGAACAAGUUCAUCCUCAAGGGGCGACAGACGGGGGCCAUGCAUCGCGGCCACAGCUGGGUUUUUAGGGCCGAAAGCCACGAUACUAUGAUGGCUUGGUACGAGGAUAUCAAAGCCCUUACCGAGAAGUCUCCGGAGGAGCGCAGUACUUUCGUCCAGGACCACGCGCGAGCGUAUUCGCGAACCUCCCAGCGCAGCGCUAGUUCCGAUGGCAUGGUGGAUGACGAAGACGACGAGCCUUUCUCGGCGGAUCCCGCCGUCGCUAGGCUAGGCUCGCGCCAAGAGCCGCCCCAGAGCAGACCCGAGCCAGGCGGACGUUUCCCAUCCGAUCUCCAGAUCAACGCGCAGAGGGGUUUGAACGUACCGCAAUCACCUAGCAGUGUCGGAUCCGGUUUCGUGGGCAACGAGUAUACGAUAGAUGGUGCCAGCGUGACUAGCAACCAAGACCCCGAUGUCGCCGUCGCUGCCGGCGCCGUGCCCGUUAGCGGUUUUAACGAAAUGUACCCUGGGAAUCGGCCGUCGCAGCUAGUUGGUCAAUCCUAUGGCAAUACCCCCAGCGUGAGGAUGAAUCAGGCACAUAGCCAUGCAGCAGUCAUUGACCAUAGGGCGAGAGCAGAUGGCAUAAACCCCUACAGCGGAGAGCCUAUCCAGCAGCAGGCAAGGUUGUCGGGGCGAGUGUCGAAUGCGCCCCUUACGGCAUUCGGACCGGGAUCCGCUAGCACGUCGCAGACCAUGGACACCGCGAUAGACCAGGAUUCGGUUCACGGUAGCACGUACGAGAUGGCUAAUGAUAUCGGAGCCGAGCAGAGGCACCCGCCGUGGCAGAAGAAGGAACUAUCUCGGACAGCCAAUAUCAGGAAUGGGUCAGUGAAGCCGUUGCCCACGACCGCCACUGGGAUCCCCCUCGCGAGCCAGAGCGGCAAAUCUAGGCCGUACGGCGAGAGAACCAGCAGCAACCCCCAUGUCCCCGGCGAGUACCCCCGAGGCGCACCUAGUGGCAUACCAGGCGCUUACUAG
Messenger RNA from Durotheca rogersii, 2562 nucleotides. RefSeq lists its product as uncharacterized. The transcript is spliced from 4 exons. NCBI's taxonomy places the organism in Eukaryota, Fungi, Ascomycota, Sordariomycetes, Xylariales, Xylariaceae. The coding region runs from base 1 to 2562 and encodes 853 amino acids. The record is from RefSeq and is a predicted model, not a curated record.